Siniperca chuatsi (mandarin fish) is the source of this 3692-nucleotide messenger RNA. RefSeq names its product par-6 family cell polarity regulator alpha (gene pard6a). NCBI's taxonomy places the organism in Eukaryota, Metazoa, Chordata, Actinopteri, Centrarchiformes, Sinipercidae. The coding region runs from base 1302 to 2579 and encodes 425 amino acids. The transcript is spliced from 6 exons. Gene Ontology annotation, cellular component: nucleus; apical plasma membrane; cell cortex. Gene Ontology annotation, biological process: regulation of cellular localization; establishment or maintenance of cell polarity; centrosome cycle. The record is from RefSeq and is a predicted model, not a curated record. Gene Ontology annotation, molecular function: protein kinase C binding.
UCAAGGCGAGUUUAUUUGCAUAGUCCAAUAUUACAUACAGUGCAUUCAGAAAGCAUUUUUCACAUUUUGUUAUGCCUUAUCCUAAAUAAUUUCCCCCCCUCACCAAUCUAUGCUCAAUACCACAUAAUGACAAAGCAAAAACUGAAAUAUCACAUUGACAUAAGUAUUCAGUCAGUACUUAGUUGAAGCACCUUUGACAGUGAUUCAUUAAGGCUACGUCUGAGAUGUGUCUGAAGUGUUGUGGUUGCAUUUUGUGCAUUUUGGAUGUUAGAUUAACCGCUGUGCUGAGCUGCAUGUCGGUAAAGAGAACUGUCUGAACAGUUCUGAAAAAGUGAACUCAGUAUAGAGAAAUGUGUGUUACCAAUUGUAAAAAACUGUAAUAUUGCUUGUUGUUGGGGUGUCCAUAGCUCUUUUGUCUGUCAUUUUUGGUUAGGCUGAUUGUCUGCGUUUUGUCAUCUUUUCUGGUUAAUUGUAGUAAGGCUAUACUGAGGAGAGUGGUUGUAUAUUUUGAAUUGACAGUCAGUUGUAUGCACAGGCUGCAAAUGUCUGUCUGUAGAGAAGAAAUUAUUGUUGGUUUGGACUUUGUUUUCUUUACACCCCCCCCCCUUUUAAAAAUGUAACAACGUUUACUCAGAGUACAUUUUAACUAACCUACUUUUUACUUGUAUCUACAUUUUUACACAAAUAAUAUGACUUUUACUUGAGUAAAAUAUUCAAAAUAUUCUAGUACUCUUUCCAUCCCUGUGGAUGGGAAAUAUGAGAACACAUAUUCUCAUGGUGCUUGGGACCUCAAAAAGGCUUAGGACUGCCCUGCAACAAGCACCAUUACCCAUAGCAAUGCUAUCAGCAGCUGUAAUAUUAAGCAGUAGCACAACAGUGGCGUAUUAGCAUGCUAGCAGCGGGCGCACCGUCAGUAUUAAGCGUGUACAGGCUACAUGCAGUCCCAGCAGUGCUGUGUUAUCACUCCGGCGUCACGUCCCGCCCCUCUGUUGUGUCGGAGGAGGAGGACGGGUUUCACUGGCACCUCACAUCCCAUACUGGAUUUACCGGACUCCACCUGUCGCGACUGCGAGCGCUGGGGUUUUUGUGUCAGUGUCGUAAGCGAAUAUUAACAGUGCGCUGUGACACAGCACGGCACGGCACGACACCUGGCUGGUUUUUAAACCGAGUGUCGUCGGAAAACAGACAAUUAAUAGACAGGUGAAAGGACCGCUUCGGCUCUCAUCGCCUGCUUUAUGUUUUGAAAUAUAUUUUCUUUUCCCCGAGGACAGAGGGGGAAACAACAACCAUAAUUCCGGCGGAUGGUUUUAUCCGCAGUGUCUCAGCCAACCAGCCAACCGGGGAGCAGAAUGUCAAGACAGCAGCAGCACCGGACGCCGUUAAAACUCACCGACAACGUGGUGGAGGUCAAAAGCAAAUUUGAGGCAGAAUACCGUCGCUUUGCUCUAAAGAGGAACGGUCCGGGUGGCUUCCAGGAGUUCUACCACCUCCUCCAAACCAUCCAUCACAUCCCCGGUGUCGACGUGCUGCUGGGUUAUGCCGACAUCCACGGAGACCUCCUUCCAAUUAACAAUGACGACAACUUCCACAAAGCUGUCUCGUCAGCCAAUCCGCUGCUCCGCAUUAUCAUAACCAAGAAAGAGGAUGAACCUGUAGUUUUUGCCACCAACUCCCUCCAGAGGCGUAAAAAGGGGCUGGGCUUAACCGGACUGCGCACCACCGGCUCAGGCUCCACCCACUCAAAGAACAAACCGGGCCUUAUGAUUGGCCGCCCACAGAACUUCAGACAGAUCUCAUCCAUCAUUGAUGUGGACAUCUUACCUGAAACACACAGACGUGUACGACUCCACAAGCAUGGUACCCACAAACCACUGGGCUUCUACAUCCGUGAUGGGGUGAGCGUGCGGGUGACACCACAGGGCGUAGAGAAGGUUCCAGGGGUGUUCAUAUCCCGCCUGGUACGUGGUGGGCUAGCAGAAAGCACAGGGCUGCUGGGAGUUAAUGAUGAGAUCCUCGAGGUCAACGGCAUCGAUGUAGCAGGAAAAUCUUUAGAUCAGGUUACAGACAUGAUGGUGGCCAACAGUCACAACCUCAUUGUGACCGUCAAACCGGCUAACCAGAGGAACAAUGUGGUGCAUCGUGGGAGUAAAACCUCAGUAGGCAACUCUGGUUCUGUGGGCUCAGCUGGAUCUACUGGCUCCGCUCUGUCACAUGACUCGCCAAGCCCCGCCUCUCAGAGCAACCCCAUUACUGCAAGCAACAGCAUUGCAGAGGGCGACAGUGACGAUGAAGAUGACGAUGGCGACCUCAUUUUGGAGAAUGACUGCCUGACACUCUUCGACUCCCAUCGGGUAACCAACAGCAACAAUACUAACCUCAACAGAGACUCACCUAGCAACAGGCCACACGACUCCACUGUGGUUAGGCCCCUCCCACAGAGCAUGUCAUUGCCUAAUAGCGUUGGAGCAUCCCUGAGUGACAGCUCCAUGAUGAUGUCCAAUCACAACGGAAACCCCGCCCACACAUCUAGUAGCAGUCAAGAGGGCAUGAGAGAGGAUGGCAACAUAAUAACACUGUAACCAUGACAACACUGACCGCUACACUGUAGCGGUCAGAACUAAUAUUACAACAACAGAGUGCUGUAACCAUGACAAUUACAGAUGGCUGUGCUUCCGUCAGCCAGAUAACAGACUCAGCAGCACCUUUUCUUUUAAAGGUUCUUCCUGUUGAUUCACUAAUAGUUUCUCUUUUUAAAGUGGAUGGACCCUGAGUUUUUGACAGGUUAGAACACUGACAGCACCGCAGAGUUACCGUACACGGGGUUCUGCUAGCUUCUUUUCCCUUUCCAGUCUUGGUGGAUCAUGGGCUUUCACAAUCUACAGGUAUAACAACAUUGACUUUUUAUAUGUCUGCAACAUGUGGCUGAGCUAAUGUAUAGAGCUGAAUUGUCAGGUUCUGUACGUAAAAAAUAAUUUAUAUUCACCCUAGGGAAAUAAUUUAAAUGCCAUAAUGUAUUAACUGAUCAGUGUGGACUAAUAGAGAGCAACAAGGUUGAGAAAUAAUUGUAAAGGCUCCUGUAAAAACCAUAAGUCAAUUUGAUGUCCGCAUAUUUAAGAAAACAUCUCUAUUCCAAAAUUGCUUGUGAAGUAUUACAAAACCUACAAACCUACAGUUGCACCAAUCAGAAACAUGACUAUUAACUGCAGUAUAGCAGGAUUGCUGAGUAUAAGACAAUGGAAAAACAAUAUACAUUAAAACAUUAAGGGCUUGUGGCAGCACAAUAACCAGCACAAGCAGCGCGCAAACCACUGACUUUUACCCGUCUGUGUGGUAUUUUGGUGUCCAGCUCAGAGAGCAAGGUGCACAGGUGGGAGGAGAGGAACAAACAGGUGGGAGGUUCAAUCACACCAGCCAGCGCUAAGAGAGGUGUUGGUAUCUUUGUGUACAAUGUGUCUUAGACGUUGCUCUGAGAAUAAACAUCUCGCAACCGCGUCGGUUUCUAGAGCAAAGUCACUCUGCUGGCAAUCUGGUGAUAUUGUUGACAAGAGGAAACUAAAUACUUGCAACAAAUGCAAUGCAAUAAUAGAAUAAUCCUAAAAUAUUAACUAUUACUUGCUUUUCAACCAGUAGAUGCAUUUAAAUUGGCUUGUAAAAUGAAGGUUUAAUAUGAUUAAAGCAAGAAUGUCGGUGAA